Molecule: messenger RNA, 4290 nt
Organism: Chenopodium quinoa (quinoa)
Lineage: Eukaryota; Viridiplantae; Streptophyta; Magnoliopsida; Caryophyllales; Amaranthaceae
Product: nuclear intron maturase 1, mitochondrial-like
Biological process (GO): mRNA processing
Source: RefSeq, a predicted model, not a curated record
UCUUUAACGUUCUAUACCUUUGUCCUCUAAGAUCAUGUCGUUGAGGACUUUCAUCAAACACCUUCCGAGCAAUCCUCUACUGGUACGCUUCUCAUCCCUGCACUCUCUCCCCUAUCUUUCUGCACACCCACAUCAUCAAAAUCAUCAUCUUUCACAACCCCAACAAAAUCAGCAAGACCCAUAUGCACUAAUGAAAGAAGACCCAAUUCAAAUUUGCUCAGAAAUCUGGGUAAAAUCCUUCUCAACUCCAAAAUCAAAGCUUUUCUCUAAUCUUACAGGCUUUCUUUCUAAAUUUGAUAUCUGGGUUUUAGCAUACCAACGUUCUGUUGCGCAUUUCACUGGUUCAUUUCCUACCUCAAGCGCCAUUCACUCGCAGACAUUGCAUCAUCUUGUAUCGCUUCGUAAUGCUGUUGUUAAAGGUCAGUUUCAAUGGAAUAUGAAAACUGAAUUGUAUAUUCGUAGUCCAAUUGAAAAACCCAUUACUGAAUUUACCUCUAAAACAACUUUGAAGAAGCUGUUGGGUUCUAGUAACCCACCGUUUCAAGACCGUGUUGUUCAGGAGGCAUUGUUGUUGAUUCUUGAACCUGUAUUUGAGUCUAGAUUUUCGUCAAAAUCACACGGUUUUCGUCUCGGGCGAAAUGCUCACACUGUAAUUAGGACUAUUAGGAGUAAUUUUGCUGGGUAUCUUUGGUAUUUGACAGGUGAUUUGAGUGAGGUUUUAGAGAAUGUUGAUAAGGGUUUAGUGAUGAACUGUGUGGAGGAAGUUGUGAAGGAUAAAAGGGUGUUAGGUUUGAUUAAUUCUUCCUUUAGAGGGACUUCAAAACGUUGUUUCGGGGUUGAUGAUGGCCGGAAGUGGAAGAGAGGGGCGGGGAAGAGGAAGAAAAAGAGUGAUGAAAAACGUAGGAAGGUUUUGAAUCCGAAUGAGCCAAAACCGGAUCCUUAUUGGCUUAGAACAUUCUAUAAUUUUGCACCAGAGGAGGCAGCUAAGGUGCCUAAUUAUGGGCAUUGUGGAAUUCUUAGUCCUUUGCUUGCCAAUGUUUGUUUAAAUGAACUUGAUCAUAUGAUGGAGGAGAAGAUAGUUGAGUUUUUUAGGCCGUCUAUGCUUGACUCGAUAUGGAAGGAUUCAAAGACUGAUAGUUGUCAUAACCCUGCUUGGCCUGAGUUUGUUCCAUCUGGUGGGAAGGAAAAAACAAGAAAAAUGGAUUAUAUACGAUUUGGUGGUCAUUUUUUGAUAGGCAUACGAGGAUCCCGGGAGGAUGCUGUGAAGAUAAGGGAGGAGUUGAUUGACUUCUGCAGUAGCAAACUAGGGAUAAUGUUGGACUACUCGAAGGUGGAGAUUGAGCAUGUAAGUAGGGGAAUUUUGUUUCUAGACCAUGUCAUUUGCCAUCGUGUAGUAUACCCAACAUUGCAUUACACAGGUACAGGUGGUAAAACUGUUAGUAAAAAGUGUGUAGGAACAUUGCUUUCAGUUACUGCUAGCUUGCCACAAUGUAUUCGCCGAUUCAGGCGCCUUAACCUGUUGAAGGGUGAGAAGGAUCCAGAGCCAUUGCCCUGUACUCCGAUGCUUUAUUCCAGCCAAGCUCAUACAAAUUCUCAGAUGAAUAAGUUCCUUGAAACCAUGGCUGAUUGGUAUAGAUAUGCUGACAACCGUAAAAAGGUUGUUGGCUUUUGUGCUUAUGUGAUCCGCAACUCUUUAGCCAAGCUAUAUGCUGCCAGGUAUAAGCUCAAAUCUCGUGCCAAGGUAUACAAGAUAGCUUCCCGAAGCCUCAGUCAUCCUUUAAGAGGCAAAGGAAACAAUGUGGCAUCUGAGUACUCAGAUCUUCUGAAGUUGGGUCUUGUUGAUGCCAUUGAAGGUGUGCAGUUUUCUCACAUGUCUUUGAUCCCCAACUGUGAUUAUACUCCAUUCCCUCGUGUUUGGGUGCCUGAGCAUGAACAAAUGUUGCUUGAAUACAUCAAAUUACAAGAUCCUAAAUUCUUUUCUGAACUACUUAAGUCAAUCAAGACUCAAGGUCUAAGUCUACCCCAAAAUGAGAUAUCUGAAAUUGUUUGGGACUUUAAGACUCUUGGUGCACGUCGGUUUGACAUCGCAUCAGAAAAGCAUCCUUAAGGGUAGAAAUGGUCUAUUGGCAAUAUGGAAUCAAUUUGUGUGUUCCCUUUAUGUUUGUACUACCACACUUGUAAACUUAAAGCAUGUGCAUAUUAGUAUAAUUAUAGAAGGGGAGGCUACAAAUACGAAGGUUGCUGAAACAGUUUUGGGUUACGAUUGAGUGAAGCAAUACACCUGUUCUUAAUAACACGGUAUGUGUUGUCAAUGUAGUUAUUUUCACCAAUCAAACAGCUAUGAGAACGUGGAUUUCUGAGAGAUAUUAAUGUUAGAGCUGGUGAAGGAUGCUUGGUGUUCCAAUGUUGGGACUAAGAUCUAAUUCAAUAUUACUCUUAACUAUCAGAUUCAGUGCAGCAGCUCCUAUCUGGAUUCUAUGAAAGUGUGAGCUCAAAGUGGUAUGGCCAUGACAGAAGUCGCAAACACUGGAAGUGGUGUUCUUCCUAAUCAAACUAUCUACAUCAACAAUCUCAAUGAAAGAAUCAAACUCAAUGAGUUGAAAAAGUUGCUAUAUGAAGAGUUUUCUCAAUUUGGGAAGAUAAUCGAGGCUUAGCAUCCAAGUUUAUGAACACCGUGAUUUGAACCAAUUACAUUUCCUACCAGGGCUUGAUAGCUAGUUGGUAUUUGCCAUAGGGCCUAAAGCUUAAAGCACGGACACAUGUUCUCUGUUUUCUGCUUUAGCAUCAGCUUAACUGAUUUGAAUGGUAACCUAUGUUAUAGGUAGCAGCAAUUCCAUCAUUCAAGUUUCAACAUACCAAUCUGAAUUGCUUGUCCAGUUUGUCCAUCACCACCCUUGAUUCCUACUUUUUGGCUUGUAGGAUUCUUCCACGCUAUCUUCUAAAUUCGUGAAAAGCUUAAUCUGUUAAAAAAAUUUAGCUUUACACAUAGCAAUUCCAUCAUUCAAGUUUCGAAUUUUAUAAUGUGGGUUGCUUAGCCUAAUGGAUUGAUUAUGUAUGUACUUGCUAGCAUUGACCAAUAAAAAAUUUGCUUACACAGGUUACGUUUUUGGAGCUGUAUGUUUUUCAUAUUGUCUACUGGUAGUAGCCUGCAUGUCAAAUGGGAAGUGGCACAAUUAAUUGGGGCAUAUACAUGAUAAUGGUUUGUGGCUGAGAGACUAUGAAGUGCUAAGAGAUUUUAAAUUGAUCGUGAUAAUUUUCACCUUUUAAAAUGUAAUUAACAUCGUUGUUUAAUGUCAAAAACCUCUUCUCUUUUCAACGCUUGAGAUUUAUUGCUCCGAGCUCCAAUUAUAAAGACAUUUGGACAAAGAAAUGAAGAAUAGCCUAAUCCAUUGUUCUUGUCAGUCUCUAUUGCUCAUCCAGACAUCAUAAUAUCAUUACUUUGUUUGGUGUCCAUUUUCGCAGGAAGUUAUACUUGUAGACGAUCUUUUGGAUCAUAAUUCUCAUCCAUUUUACUUUGUCUGUUAGACAGUGUUGAGAUUUAUCUGCUACACCAAGAUACAGGUCAUCUGGCACAAUUGUUGGGGUGGGCGGAACAUCCUAAUGCAUACCUUAAAAGGUUUUCAGCCUUGUAUCAGUGUUUUUGCUGGGGAGCAACUGUAAGCUAUGGCAGCUAGGGAUGAGAGUAUGGUAUAUUGCUGGCUUUAUUCUGAUGUGGCAGUUGGUAGUUUUGUCUGUCGUAUUUUCGCUAUACCAUUAAAGUUUGUUGCUGCAUUAGCUUGUUCAUUUGUGUAUCCAUAUAUGGCUAGGUUCAUAAAAAAUAGGAAUAAUGUAGUUUAUAACUUUAUUAAAGCUAUAUUAUUAAAAAAAAUUAUAAUCUCAAAUGUUGCGCUUCAAUUGCUCACAAAUGCUCCAGCUUUUGGCAUGAACUGCAGCAUAUAUGGGCUAUUAGGCUAUGGUUUUUGGUUUGAACUGCAUCAAUUAAGCUAUCAAAUGCUCAGGUUUAACCGUUUAAACUAUAACGAUUGUGAAAGUCCCAAAAUGCUGCCCCGGCUAGUGAUGCGGUCUUAAGUUGCAGCACAAACCAAAUAUUUUGGGAGAAUUUUUUUUGAGAUGGGGUGGUCAGUUGCAAUCUGUGUUAAUUUCGCUGUUUUGUAUUGAUGUAAAGCAUAAUUACUACUUCGUAUGCAAUUAUCUUCCAUUGGUGAUUGUUAGCAGAUCAUAUAACUGUAUUGAUGUAAAGCAUAAUUAUAAUGCAAUUAUCUUCCACAGGUGAUUCUUAGCAGAGCAUAA